This is a messenger RNA of Priapulus caudatus, 414 nucleotides long. RefSeq names its product UPF0545 protein C22orf39 homolog. The transcript has 3 exons. NCBI's taxonomy places the organism in Eukaryota, Metazoa, Priapulida, Priapulimorpha, Priapulimorphida, Priapulidae. The record is from RefSeq and is a predicted model, not a curated record. The annotation marks the transcript as partial.
UUGAGUCCUUGUGAAAUCUACUGGGAACAGUAUAAAGAGUGCACAAGUGUACGGGGCAAGUUCCAUCAGUAUUUCAUUCAUGGACAGCAGGAGGAGUGUGGGCAGUGGAAGAGCGACUACGACAACUGCAUGAAAUGGAAGAAAAAAGAAAACAAAGACGCACUGGGAGAGGUCCUCGGCAACGAGCGGCGACGGCUCGGCGACCGUCUGCGCGCGUCCUACGCCAACGACGUCUGGGAGCUGCGCGACGGGCCGCCGGCGACGUGGGCCGCGCCGCUGCCCGCCUGGCUGCAGCGCGAGAAUGAAAACACCUACCUCGCGGUAAAGUGCGAGCAGAGGCACCGCGACGGUGACGCCGCCGCCGCCGCCGCCGCCGCGAGAUUCGCCGAGCCGUCGCGAUGCACGAUACUGUAG